UUCGUCUUUGCAGAGGUGUGUAAUUUGUCUUUCGGUUUAUAUGCACGGUGUUAACUCAGAAGCACGCGGCGCUAAAAGUAAAAAAAAUGAAAUUCAAACCAAUUUCAAAAGUUUUAAAUUUCUGGCUUCCCCCCUCGCUACAGAGCAUGUAUUUCGCGCAGCGUCUGGGAUCGAUUCAGGUCGAUACUCGGACGCCCGGUCGCGGCCACUUGUGCUCAACAUACUAGGUUCUCUUCGACAGUUCCCUAGUAGGUUGUGUCGCGUGGUGGAUCUCGAUUGCCUUCUUCACUUUCUUCCACUUGGAGUUCUUCAAUUUCUGCACACGCUGCUAGGCAGUCGCAAAUUGAAUUCCGCCCUGUCCGCGGGAUAGAAAGCAGCUUUUUGCCCAUUCCUUUGCCUCGAUCUUUGGUAGAUGGGAGCUUACGCGGUCUUAUGGCGUGCUCCUCUGCUUCUAUUUCUUUUUCUUGUUGUGCCUCCUUUCUUUGCCCCGGGUGUUGGUGCACCACGCCCGUGUCUGAGUUUAGCUUUCGUUAUCGUGUCUGAGUUUAGCUUUCAGGGGAAAUCUGAUCCGAAUUUGAUCCGAAAACGGUCCGGACGUGGAAUGUAGUAUGCGGACCAAAUUUGGACCAAAUUUGGACCGGUUCCUGACCAGAUCUCGAUCAACCAUUUGAAAUUGGUUGGAGGUCUCGAUCAACCGUUUGAAAUUGGUUCGAAAUCUCGAUCAACCGUUUGAAAUUGGCCGGAGUCUCGAUUACCCGUUUGAAAUUCCCGAUCACCGUUUGAAAUCUCCGGCCGCCAUGUGAAUUCGCAGCCUGCCGGCGGCCGCCAAGCGGCGACUUUCGUCCGUCAGUAGUUGGCCUGCGGGCUUGUUAGCGGAUUUGCCGGUCUCCCUUUAAGGUGUUUCGGAAAGAUCGAGAGAGUGGUAGGCUAAUGCGUGACGCCUCGUACAGAUGGAGCGAUCGGCCGCUCGGGUGAGUGGUCGCUCGGCGACCCAUCGCGAAUAAAACUCGCCUUGGCUGUCACCGUAUGCAUGCUCUGUUUCUUACAUAUGUCAACAAAAAUGAUGAACACCCACCCACCCCUGCAUGCAAAGUCUGAAACUUUUGAAAUUGGUUUGAAUUCCGUUAGAAAAGAAAUUAGUGCUCGCUUGCUUUUGAGUUAACACGGUGGCCGCGUGCCAACACGCGCAUAUAGUAAGUGUGAAAUGUAAGUGUACUCGUGACAAAGACAAACAAGUUUUAAAGUCCGACGGUAGAAUUUUUUUUUGAACGGCUUGAGCCACGGCUACUUGGCCCACCUGUAUGAUAUAUCAUUUUGACGUCGUGACAAACCAACGGAAAGAGGAACCAAAGUGGUAGGCAGUCCCAGUAUUUCUAUUUGCUAAAAUUUGUCCAGCUCAACAUGAAACAUAGAGUAAGAAGAAAAUAAAGCAAUCUCGCACGUCACACUACGUAAAU
Molecule: messenger RNA, 1457 nt
Organism: Amoebophrya sp. A120
Lineage: Eukaryota; Dinophyceae; Syndiniales; Amoebophryaceae
Source: the annotation of a GenBank genome assembly